AUGAAGAAAAUAUUAAAUAGGACUGUGCUCUUUUACGGAUUUAUCUUGAAGCAAAUUUUAAUUAUUGUCAAUGCAAACAGUAAGAUAACAUUUCCCGGAUUUUUCUCGCAACAGAAGUGCACCUUCUCAAAUGGAACUAAAGGUGUUUGCACUAUUGUUCGAGAUUGUCCAUUUAAUUUUGAUUAUCCAAAUGAGGAAUUAAAAAUAUGUUUUUCUCCACCUGGUGACCAAUAUAUAUGUUGUAAUAGAGAACGUCCUGCUGUCAGAGCUUGUUACGAGUUUUAUCCCGAAGUUCAAUAUAUAGUAAAUGGACUCAAAACAUAUUAUAAGGAAUUCCCUUAUAUGAUAGCACUUGGUUGGAAAACUUUUGAGGAUAAUAAAUAUGAUUACAAAUGCGGAGGUGUAUUAAUCGAUAAUUAUUACGUUUUAACCGCUGCACAUUGUGCUAACAUCAAUGGCUUAGAACCAGUUGUAGUACUACCCGGUGGUGCUAAUUUAAAUGACGUUAAGGAAAAAAUUUAUGACAUCGCAAAAGUAAUUAUUCAUCCAGAAUACAAUCCAGUAUUGGCAUAUAAUGAUAUUGCAUUGAUAAAGUUAAAAGAACAGAUUAAUUACGAUAAGGCGUGUUUAUGUAGCAACCAAGAAUUAUAUCUUAAAAAUCUCACUGCAAUUGGUUAUGGACAUACAAGUUUUGCUGGCAACAAAUCUGAUGAACUUUUGAAGGCAUAUCUCUUUGUUCCAUCAAAUGAAAACUGUCAGCAUUUCUAUGAACACGACGAUUUUGUGCCAUUUGGAGUGAUAAGCUCACAAAUGUGCGCAUUGGAUCCAUUAAAAUCAAGGGAUACUUGUCAGGGGGAUUCUGGUGGACCAGUGGUUUUGACAGUAAAUAUUAAUGGCAGGUUCAUACCUCACGUUGCCGGCAUAACAUCAUUUGGACAAAACUGUGCUGGAGAUGCUCCGGGCAUUUAUACACGUGUUUCAGAGUAUUUGGAAUGGAUUGAGACAAUUGUGUGGCCAAAAUACAAAAUAUAAUUAUUUAA
Molecule: messenger RNA, 1040 nt
Organism: Teleopsis dalmanni
Lineage: Eukaryota; Metazoa; Arthropoda; Insecta; Diptera; Diopsidae
Product: serine protease snake-like
Exons: 8
Coding region: 1-1032 (343 amino acids)
Biological process (GO): proteolysis
Molecular function (GO): serine-type endopeptidase activity
Source: RefSeq, a predicted model, not a curated record